Molecule: messenger RNA, 213 nt
Organism: Suillus paluster
Lineage: Eukaryota; Fungi; Basidiomycota; Agaricomycetes; Boletales; Suillaceae
Exons: 2
Biological process (GO): protein phosphorylation
Molecular function (GO): protein kinase activity
Source: RefSeq, a predicted model, not a curated record
CACAUUCAUUGUUGCCUGGUUCUCGAUCUUGUGGGCAAGCAGUUGUGUGAAUUUACAAGCUCUCAUGAGCUCAUCACAGCUGUUCAUGAUGCAUUGAUUGCCCACAAGGAUGCAUAUUAUAAUGUGGGCAUGUUCCAUCAAGACAUCAGUCCUGGAAAUAUUGUCAUCUACAAUGACAAGGGCAUCCUCAUUGAUUGGGACCUAUCAAUGUUA